AUGGCACAAUAUCCAAAUGGUCAGCAGGCAUACUAUGGCCAGCCCACGAAUGCCCAAGCACCCGCUCAGCCAACAGUAGGUCGCUAUGAGAGCUACGCAGCUCAACAAAACCCCGCGCCAAACCAACAUCUGCCUCGCAGGAUGCCAAGUUACAAUGCUGGGGAUGAUUCAGGGUUCUUCAACUCGGCCCAAGCCCAGAAUGCACGAGCGGCAGAAGGAAACGCACAGUAUGCCGCACAAGGCAGUUACAAUGCCGCGCAGGGUGGUUUUGAUGACGACAGGGGCUCCAGAUAUUCACGCGCUUCGUCAGAUGCCAUGUCGCGCAUGUCUCCCAGUCGCGCUUCUUCACAAACCUCCACCAUGUCUUACCAAUACCAGUACUCCGGAACGUCAACGAACCAACCUGCUUAUAAUCCCCAGCAAUACGGCCUCCCCCACACGCAAUCCCAGCCAGCCCUCGCUUACAACCCACUGAACUACAACGGCUCAAACAAUGUCUCCUAUGCGACUCCAGCUUCAGGUCACCAACCGUACAACCCUGCAGCAUAUCAGUCUGCCGCAGUCUCGGGAUUGAGCUCUCCAGUUCUGCCAAGGAGUCAGAGCAUAGCAUCGCACUACGGACAGACACCACCAACCCCACACUCCUACAGCUUUCCCUCACAGCAACCACCUCUGCCACCGCCAAGGGGGCCGGAUCACCCGUAUGGAGGACGUCCUUCAGCAUAUCAAGCCAUGUCACCUAUUCCUUCGCCUUCAUAUGUGCCAUCGAAUUCGCCAGGCACAAUGACCAUGCCUCCAAAUUCGUCUCGGCCCUACUAUGCUACACAAGGAUCUGCGUAUGAUUCACAGUCCCCUCAGUAUACAGCAUUGAAUAUCGGCGCCUCUUUUGAUGAUCUUCCCCCGGAGCCGCCAGCUCAUCAGAGCCAAGGAACCGGUCUGUAUAGCAAACGGCCGAGUGUAUCUCAGGCUGGAGCUGGGCGGACCCUACCCACCCCUCCGAUGCAGCCUGACUUGCCUCAAAUUCCGCCGAGACGAACCGACACCUUGACUCGCCAUCCUCAGUCGCGACCUCUUCCUGGGCCACCAGUUGACGCAGAGACUGAAAUAAACGGCAAUCACUUACCUUCCGACCCACCUGUGGCAUAUGAAGAUCUUAUGAAAGAGGUUGAAGCAGCAGUAGACCCCCAGAAUUUUGCCCGGCGUCACAGUUCACGGGCAUCCCAUCAAACUGCUGGUUCGCGCCCUCGCUUGUCGCCCGAUGAACAGCAUACGCACACAAACGGAAACAUGGACACAGGUACGGGGAACUAUGUCAAUUACGAUGCCUACAGUGACGAAAGUGAUGCCGAGGCUGCAGCUGGACUAGCUAUGAUGCAAAUGGCAGACGAGGAAGAAAGAGCACGCGAGGAGCGUGGCCGUGAGCGUAUUGAAGGGCGGAUUCGACGUGAGACCAAUGCAUCGGUUCUCAGCUCUCGUGGCUCCAACAUUUCUCCGAGAGGACCUUCACCACUUUCCGAUCAUCAUCAAGAUCAGGAGUACACUGGCCAUGAUCUUGCAUUGUAUGAGGGGGGCUAUUCGGGAAACUUGCACUACGGCGAAGAACCUGUUUACACUGCUGAGGAGUACUCGGAUAUCGCCGGUGAUGCUAGAUUCACGGGCACAUCUGGUUCGUUUAGAAGCUCCAACGUCUCCCCUGAUGAGCGCGGGGAGUAUUAUGAUGACUACGAACAUCCCCCCAUUGCAUAUGAGUAUGCUAACCGCCUCCAUCAUCUGCCUCCUAACCCGGACGCUAGGGUGGAUGCAGGUGGCACGGGAGGCCUAUCUGCACCCGACGCCUAUGGUCGUCGUAUGAGCUUCGACUAUGGCGAUGAAGGAGAAUCGCCAUAUGACCAGCCUCAUUCUGCAUAUCAAUCAGAGGAUGACAGUCCUCACCGAGCCGCCCAUGAAGACCUCUUUUUCCACCCCGGGAUGCGUCCACUUCCACCCGCACCUGUCGAACCGGCUGGCAAUACUGAUCUCGUCUCUUAUUUGGUGCCUGCAGGUACAUACAGUCACCAUGAGCAAGAGGACUUGAAUAACUAUUCCCAAUAUCACGCCAACUCUUCUUUGCCAGUUUCUGCGGAUUCAUACGGCGAUGCUCUGCUCAGCCCGUCCCAAGUUCCACGUUCAUCGUCUUUGUCGACACCCAUUGGACCUCGUUCCGAUCCGCCCAUCAGGUCAAAAACCGAUGCAGAUCGAGUCAGAUAUAGGCAGCAGCAGCAUGAGCUUAUGUUGCAACUCCGACAUAAAGAACUCCCUCAUAUAGAUCCGGCUGAAGCGGCGGCAGCUGCUGUCACAUUGGAUCUACCAAGCAUCCCGGCUGGUCGCCGCAAGAGGUUCUACCCUGCAAAGCUAUCCUCGGAACAUUUCAAAAAGUGUCACGAGCCGUGGGCUUUGAGCUCUAUUUUGUCCUGGAUUCGCGAUUUAUCCGAGGAUGAAACUGAUCUCAAAGAGCAAGCAAUUGCCGACGCAAUUGUAGCUUUGUUUACUCACAAGGUGCCUACCAUGAACAUUGCUGAUGCCGAAACUUUGGCUUCUCGUAUUGUCAACGGUAUGCUUGAAGAAGGGGCACUAGUCAAGGAAGAGGAAUGGGUAAAGUUCGGCUCCGGUAGUCUCUCUGGUGUCCUGUUCCAGAUCACUGGAACCGGAUGUUACUCUGCCAGGCUCCAUCUGCAGGAGAUGCACAUCGAAGAUACCGAUAGCUUUGGUCGAUGCUACUCGCAUCAUUGCAUGCGAACGCUGAAGAAGGUCAAUCUUAAGGCACAGACGAUGGCACCGCAAAAGAAAAUCGAGGAUUGGGUGACCUUCUACAAGGUACCGAAAGAGGUAUGGGAGUCUCAUCCCAGGAAAGAAGUUGAUCGACAGAACAAUUUGCACGAGAUUGUCACCACAGAAGACUCAUAUAUUGGGCAACUGGAUGUUCUGCGAGAACUUUAUCGUGAUCAACUGGCUGGCAUGAACCCAUCAAUCAUCCCUACCAAGCGACUGCCGAAGUUUCUGUUGGAUGUCUUCGGCAAGGUUGAUGCAGUGAAGAAGGUCAAUGAGGACUAUCUCUUGGCACAGCUCAAAUACCGUCAAAAGGAGCAGGGCCCCUUCAUUACUGGUUUCAGUGACAUUUUCAGGGAAUGGAUCCGCAAGGCGAAGACCGUUUACAUUGAUUAUGCCGCAACCUUCCCUACUGCCAAUUACCUUGUGCGGAAAGAGGCCGAGCGUAACCCGCAUUUCAAACAGUUCUUGAAUCAGGUACGAGAACAUAAAUUAUCGAACCGGCUCAGUUGGGAUACCUUUCUCAAGGCUCCCAUUACCCGAAUUCAGCGUUACACGCUUCUCUUGGCAACUGUGCACAAGAACAUGGUGAAGGAUUCCGAAGAAAAGACGAAUGUUGCUCAGGCUAUCGAAGAGAUCAAGAUCGUUGCUCUGGAGUGUGAUAAUAAGGUUGGAGAAAUGAACAAGAAGGCCAAUUUGAUGGAACUAGCAGCCAAACUUCAAUUGCGACCUGAUAUGAAGAAGGAAGUUGAACUCAACCUUGAGCACCUUGGUCGACAGAUCAUUCAUCGGGGUGAUCUUCAACGCCCUGGAACUCGCACAAGGUUCCUCGUGGAAACGCACGCGAUACUCUUUGAUCAUUACCUGGUUUUAGCAAAGACAUUCACCAUGCGGGAUCGGGCAGUCAAAUACGAACGAUAUGACGUCUCAAAAUUACCCAUUCCGAUGGAUCUUCUAGGCCUUGAAAGCACCAACGACGACCCAGUUGUUAAAUCCUCAGUUCGUGGUGUUUCGACGGUCACUCCAUCCCAAGGUGUUGUCAGUCCCCUGACCCAUACUGGUCCCUCCUCUUCAGGCAUUACCGUCGUGGAUAACUCAAGAGAUGACAAAAUUCUCUACCCCUUCAAGAUCAAGCACCUUGGCAAAGAAGGAACCUACACUCUCUAUGCUUACUCCGCUCAGAACCGCAUGGAAUGGUGCCAAAAGAUUAUCGAAGCUAAGACGAAACAUGCGGCUGCACUAUUUUCACAGAAUGCAGAACCAUUCAGACUACGUGUGCUUGCAGAUACUGCAUUUGCAUACUCUGACCAGUCUCCUGGCUCGAAAAGUGUCACCAUCACUGGCACACCAUUACAUCGUGCAAUCAAGGAGGUUGAAAAACAAUAUGAAAGCUCUGGGCCUAGACCAACCCCAGUAUGCAAAACUUCUGUCACCUGUGCCACGGUGUUUCAACAGCCUCCCGGGCGAAUUAUGUGUGCAAUUGGCACUGAAUACGGUGUCUACAUGUCUGAGCUUAACAACCCCCGCGGGUGGUACAGAGCUAUUCCAAUCAUGCGGGUUACUCAAGUUGCUGUCUUCGAGGAAUUCAAUCUUCUACUGCUCAUUUCUGAUCGUUCUCUGAUCGCAUAUCACCUUGACGUGGUAUGCCCCGCCAGUGGGUCUACCACGCAGUCGUCUCAGGAUUCUGCUCGACGAGCUCCGCAGAAACUGUCGGGAAACCGCGAAGUCGGCUUCUUUGCUGCUGGUCGUCUCAAGGACCGGUACUUGGUAUUGUACAAGAAGCGGGAUGGUCUUUCGUCUACCUUCAAGGUCCUCGAACCCGUUCUGCAAAAAUCAGCAACAAACAAAAGCCGCCUUUUCACCUCGCGUCGAUCACAAACGGAAUUUUUCCGCGAGUACGACGAGUUUUAUAUCCCCGCCGAGACCUACAGAAUCAACAUGUUCCACUCAUCACUCGCCAUUUCCACUCAAAAGGGCAUCGAGGUUCUCACCCUCGACAAGAAACAUUCAUGGUCUGUACCAGACUUCCGCACUAACGAGGUCUCGGAUGCUCAGGACACCCUCCACAGCAUCGCCAAUCGCAUCAGAGACCUCAAGCCAUUGGGCAUGUUCCGCCUUAGCGACAGCGAGUUCCUUGUUGCUUAUCAAGAGUGCGCCGUCUACGUCAACAAACACGGCGAUGUUUCUCGCAGCGUGGUCAUGGAGUUCGUUGGCUGUGCGCACACUGCCUGCCUAUAUGGACGUUUCUUGAUACUCUUUAAUGAGGAUUUUGUUGAAGUCCGCAACGCAAUGAAUGGUCGCUUGCGCCAGGUAAUUCCCGGUCACAAUGUUGUCUGUCUCGAUGACGGAAGCAAGAUGCCUGGCUCGCUGGAUGGAAAUGCACAGGCAAAUACUGGUGGUUCGAUGAGACUUGGUAGCGGUUUCUCCGGUGCUACUGACGGGGUUUCGUCGGGUUCUGUUGGUAACACGGUGAAAAUCUGCAUGCAACAUCCAGAGUACGAGCGGAGCCAGAUUGUCCUCGAGUUGGUUGAGAACGAGGGCCAAAAAGACUAA
Molecule: messenger RNA, 5358 nt
Organism: Penicillium nucicola
Lineage: Eukaryota; Fungi; Ascomycota; Eurotiomycetes; Eurotiales; Aspergillaceae
Product: putative Rho guanyl nucleotide exchange factor
Exons: 2
Coding region: 1-5358 (1785 amino acids)
Molecular function (GO): guanyl-nucleotide exchange factor activity
Source: RefSeq, a predicted model, not a curated record